CGCACGCGGGGCGCUUGCGGCGCCAGGGUACAGCGCAGGGUGUAGGCGACCAGGAUGUUUCUGGAGCCCCAGGAAACUAUGCCCCAGACGUCUGUCGUCUUCUCCAGCAUUCUUGGGCCCAGCUGUAGCGGACAGGUGCUGCCUGGCAUGGGGGAGCGAGGAAGCGGGGCCGGCAGCUCUGGGGACCUCGUCUUCCAAGAGGGACGCCUCAUCUCUGGGUCCCUGGAGGCUUUGAUGGAGCACCUGGUCCCCACAGUGGACUAUUACCCGGAUAGGACAUACAUCUUUACAUUUCUCUUGAGCUCCCGGGUCUUCAUUCCCCCUCAUGACCUGCUGGCCCGCGUGGGGCAGAUCUGCCUGGAGCAGAGGCAGCAGCUGGAGACCGGGUCUGAGAAGGCCAAGCUGAAGUCCUUCUCAGCCAAGAUUGUGCAGCUGUUAAAGGAGUGGACGGAGGCCUUCCCCUAUGACUUCCAGGAUGAGAAGGCCAUGGCUGAACUCAAGGCCAUCACCCACCGGGUCACACAGUGUGACGAGGAGAAUGGCACAGUGAAGAAGGCCAUUGCCCAAAUGACACAGAGCCUGCUGCUGUCGCUGGCUGCCCGGAGCCAGCUUCAGGAGCUGCGGGACAAGCUUCGCUCUCCAGCCAUGGACAAAGGGUCUGUCCUCAAGGCUAAGCCGCCAGCCACUCAGAAGGACAUCCUGGGCGUGUGCUGCGACCCCCUGGUGCUGGCCCAGCAGCUGACUCAUAUCGAGCUGGAGAGGGUCAGCAGCAUUCACCCUGAGGACCUGAUGCAGAUCGUCAGCCACAUGGACUCUCGGGACAAGCACCGGUGCCGAGGGGACCUGACCAAGACCUACAGCCUGGAGGCCUAUGACAACUGGUUCAAUUGCCUUAGCAUGCUAGUGGCCACUGAGGUGUGCCGGGUGGUGAAGAAGAAGCACCGGACCCGCAUGCUAGAGUUCUUUAUUGAUGUGGCCCGGGAGUGCUUCAACAUCGGGAAUUUCAACUCCAUGAUGGCCAUCAUCUCUGGCAUGAACCUCAGUCCUGUGGCGAGGCUGAAGAAAACAUGGUCCAAAGUCAAGACGGCCAAGUUUGACGUCUUGGAGCACCACAUGGACCCAUCCAGCAACUUCUGCAACUACCGCACUGCCCUGCAGGGGGCCACACAAAGGUCCCAGAUGGCCAACAGCAGCAGAGAGAAGAUCGUUAUCCCUGUAUUCAACCUUUUCGUUAAGGACAUUUAUUUCCUGCACAAAAUCCAUACCAACCACUUGCCCAAUGGGCAUGUUAACUUCAAGAAAUUUUGGGAAAUCUCCAGACAGAUCCAUGAGUUCAUGACAUGGACUCAGGUAGAGUGUCCCUUCGAGAAGGACAAGAAGAUUCAGAACUACCUGCUCACGGCACCCAUCUACAGCGAGGAAGCUCUCUUCAUCGCCUCCUUUGAAAGUGAAGGUCCUGAAAACCACAUGGAGAAGGAUAGCUGGAAGACUCUCAGGACGACUCUCCUUAACAGAGCCUGAAGGCGUGGAUGCAGCCUGCAGACGCUGGAUGAAGCACACAC
Messenger RNA from Hyaena hyaena (striped hyena), 1562 nucleotides. RefSeq names its product RasGEF domain family member 1A (gene RASGEF1A). Bases 55 to 1521 code for a protein of 488 amino acids. The transcript has 13 exons. Gene Ontology annotation, molecular function: guanyl-nucleotide exchange factor activity. Gene Ontology annotation, cellular component: plasma membrane. Gene Ontology annotation, biological process: Ras protein signal transduction; positive regulation of GTPase activity. The record is from RefSeq and is a predicted model, not a curated record. Lineage: Eukaryota; Metazoa; Chordata; Mammalia; Carnivora; Hyaenidae.